Molecule: messenger RNA, 1077 nt
Organism: Myripristis murdjan (pinecone soldierfish)
Lineage: Eukaryota; Metazoa; Chordata; Actinopteri; Holocentriformes; Holocentridae
Exons: 7
Coding region: 43-663 (206 amino acids)
Source: RefSeq, a predicted model, not a curated record
UUACAGUAGGCUAUAAAACCGACGAGCCGGUGAAAAGACCAUAUGAUGAUGAAACCCCCACGCAAGAUCAUGGAUCGCAGGAUACAGCUCGUCUUUUUGCUCUUUUGCUGUUGGUUUCAAAACAGUGGCAGUGCACUGCCCAUCACCUGCACAGCCAGCCAGAGUGACGGUCGCACUACAUACAAACUCUCAGAGUCAGCAUCUCCUGACUGUGACUACGACUGGACCCUCCCUGGUGGACUUGUGCUUGCCCAUGCAAACGGGACAGAUGGUGAUAAGGUGGUGAACAGAACCCUCGACUCCAUCACUACUUUUGAAUGCUUCAAGCAGCUGGAGUACCAACGAAAUUGCAUCCUCGAGGGAUUGCGACGCACCGCUAAGUGUGCCAUUAACUGCACCAGUACUAAAAGUAGUGUGGGUGAGCCUUCAUUGGCUGAAAACACUCCUGGCAGUAUCAGAGGUCCUGUCGUCAUCAUUCUGAUUCUGUGCUUUGCUGGACUCAUCUUUCUUGUUGGCAUAUGCUGGUGGCGGAGAAAUCAUAUUCGCAGCAUGCGCACCAAGUUGGGUGAGUGGAUUCAAAGAUGCAAGGCACCCGGAGGUCAGGUGAAUCAGGCUGUCACUAACCCUGCAAACCCUUACAUUGCGGUGGCUGUGGCAGAGUGAAGCACGUGAAGACGACGGACUGAGGCUGAGAUGGUGGAGGGGUUUAUUCUCUUUUAUUCCAUUUGUAAUGUCGCAUUGUCAAGUACAGCACGUCUCUGUUGUCAUAUGAAAACCUUGUGACUCCGGUGCUAAUUUUCAUGCCUUAAUUUGAAAUAUUACCCUGCCCUGAGUGAGUUUAGCAAACUGCAUGGGCUUAUGGAACCCACGUUAACAUCAAAAGUGAAUGGUGCUUUAAAAAAAAAAGUUUUUUGUGAUUAUGGAGAUCGAGGUUCUCAUUGAUGACAUGUUGAUGGACAAACACCUGCUGUAAACAUUUAUACAUUUUUACUUAUGCUUUUGUAUUUUACGUAUAUUAUGGACCAACUCUGUGUUGAAGGUUGUUAAUGAAAUGUUAAUCAUGUUUAGUGUAUCUUA